Messenger RNA from Ipomoea nil (Japanese morning glory), 1038 nucleotides. RefSeq names its product UMP-CMP kinase 3-like. The transcript is spliced from 7 exons. NCBI's taxonomy places the organism in Eukaryota, Viridiplantae, Streptophyta, Magnoliopsida, Solanales, Convolvulaceae. The record is from RefSeq and is a predicted model, not a curated record. The coding region runs from base 243 to 890 and encodes 215 amino acids. Gene Ontology annotation, molecular function: ATP binding; UMP kinase activity. Gene Ontology annotation, biological process: UDP biosynthetic process; 'de novo' pyrimidine nucleobase biosynthetic process; CDP biosynthetic process. Gene Ontology annotation, cellular component: cytoplasm; nucleus.
CAUCCAUUUCUUACCCACUUUAAUAUCCUGUGAUUAAUUGGAUAUGUUUGUAAUUUUGUAUAUAUAUACUGUUUGAUGAAAUGUCUGAUAGGACUCUACACCAAAGUUCAACUUACAUCCAACUACAUAUAAUUGUUUUACGAUACCACCAAGAAUGAUGAUAUGAUUUUCCCAAAGCAUUUUGUUGUUUUGACUUGAUGCAGACUGAUUAAAUAUAGACGACCUUAACAUUCUUGCUGCUCAUGGAAACAGACAUGGAUACUAAGAAGGAAGGUGAUCUGUGCCCGUUGCCAGAUAAGAAGGUCAAAGUUGUUUUCGUUGUAGGAGGUCCUGGCAGUGGAAAAGGCACUCAAUCGGAGAAAAUCGUUCAGCAUUUUGGAUAUACUCAUCUAAGCGUCGGUGAUCUACUUAGAGCAGAAAGCAAAACGGGUUCUGAAAUCGGAUCAGUGAUUCAGAACAUUAUGAAGGAAGGUAAACUCGUUCCUUCAGAUGUAACAGUUAAGCUUCUGCAACGCGCCAUGCAAGAAACUGAUAGCCACAAGUUCCUGAUCGAUGGCUUCCCAAGAAACAUGGAGAACGUUACAACAUUCGAGAACAUUACACAAAUCGAGCCAGAAUGUGUGAUCUUUCUUGAUUGUCCAGAAGAGGAAAUGGAGAGGCGCCUUCUGUCUAGGAAUGAGGGAAGAGCAGACGAUAACAUUGACACAAUAAGGAAACGAUUCAAAGUUUUCCAAGAGUCGACGCUCCCAGCAGUUGAAUAUUAUGCUUCAAAGGGGAAAGUCCACAAGAUUGAUGGCGCAAGGCCUGUGGAGGAGGUUUUUGAAUCGGUUAAAGCGAUUCUUACCCAAACAGAAGAAAGGCGAAACACUAUACCAUAUUUACAGGUUUGAUGUGUUUUCAGACAUUCAGAGCAUGAUGUGUUGUGUCAUAAUUUUCAGCUCCUCACCUUCAGUCAGUCCACUUAGGAUUAGUUACAAGUAAUGGUGUUAAUAAGCUGAUAGCUAUAUCUUGUAAUAUAUCAGUGUACUUCCUUCUACA